Molecule: messenger RNA, 1740 nt
Organism: Halteromyces radiatus
Lineage: Eukaryota; Fungi; Mucoromycota; Mucoromycetes; Mucorales; Cunninghamellaceae
Product: aldehyde dehydrogenase domain-containing protein
Exons: 7
Coding region: 113-1603 (496 amino acids)
Molecular function (GO): aldehyde dehydrogenase (NAD+) activity
Source: RefSeq, a predicted model, not a curated record
UUUCUCCCUCCUCCCACAAACACAUAAAAACUCUCAACAAAUUUUCUUUUUUUCUUUUUUCGUUUUUCUUUUCUUUUUUUUUCAAUUUUAUUUAAACUCUUUUUCUUUAAUCAUGACUGGUGUCGACUUCCUCGUUAAUACUUCUACUUCCAAAGGUUACAAGCUUAACUUACAAACUGGUCUUUUCAUUAACAAUGAAUUUGUUGCUGGUGCCAAGACAAUUGAUACUGUUAACCCUGCCACUGGUGAAGUCAUUGCAUCUGUCCAAGCUGCUGAAAAAAAGCAAGUAGAUGAUGCUGUGGAUGCUGCCGAAAAUGCCUUUAACAAUGUCUGGAGCAAGACUACUCCUCAAGAACGACAACGUUUGAUCAAUAAAUUGGCUGAUUUGAUUGAACGUGAUACUGAAGAAUUGGCUCAAAUUGAAACUUUGGACAAUGGUAAGGGAAUUUCUAUGUCUCGUAAUGUGGAUGUUCCUGGUAUCGUAGCAUCUCUUCGUUAUUAUGCUGGUUUUGCUGACAAAGUUCAUGGUAAGACUAUUGAUACCCCUGGAGCUUUCUCUUAUACUCGUCAUGAAGCUAUUGGUGUUUGUGCUGCCAUUAUCCCUUGGAAUUUCCCUUUGAUGAUGCUUGGUUGGAAAUUGGGUCCUUGUUUGGCUACUGGUAAUGUCAUCAUUGUCAAGACUUCUGAAUUGACUCCAUUGUCUGCUCUCAAGGUGGCUACUUUGGCCAAGGAAGCUGGCUUCCCUCCUGGUGUCAUCAACAUUAUUACUGGUUAUGGUGCUGAAGCUGGUGAUGCUUUGGCUCGUCAUCAAAAGGUUGGUAAGGUUGCUUUCACUGGUUCUACUUUGGUGGGUCGUUUGAUCAUGAAGGCUGCUGCUGAAAGCAAUCUCAAGAAGGUCACUUUGGAACUUGGUGGCAAGUCUCCUAAUAUUAUCUUUGAUGAUGCUGAUUUGGAUAAGGCUGUCAGAUGGGCUCACUUUGGUAUCUUCUUCAAUCAUGGUCAAUGCUGCUGUGCUGGUUCUCGCGUAUAUGUACAAGAAGGUAUCUAUGACAAAUUCUUGGAAAAGUUCAAGGAACGAACUGAACAAACUCGUGUCGGUGAUCCUUUCGAUGAAACUACCUUCCAAGGUCCUCAAAUCUCUCAAACUCAAUAUGAUCGUAUCAUGGGUUAUAUUGAACAAGGAAAGACUGAAGGUGCUACUGUCUAUGCCGGUGGUUCUCGUCAUGGUGAUAAGGGUUACUUUAUUCAACCUACUAUCUUCACUGAUGCUACUCCCAAGAUGAAGAUUGUCCAAGAAGAAAUCUUUGGUCCCGUUGUCGUCAUUACCAAGUUCAAGGAUACCGAAGAAGUCAUCAAACUUGCUCAUGAUACCACUUAUGGUCUUGCUGCUGCCGUCUUUACUGAAAAUGUCACUCGUGCUGUGGAAGUUUCAAACCGAUUGGAAGCUGGCACUGUCUGGGUCAACUGUUACAACCAACUUGACACAAGCAGUCCCUUCGGAGGUUAUCGUCAAAGUGGUAUCGGUCGUGAAAAUGGUGAAUAUGCUUUGGACAACUAUCUUCAAGUCAAGACUGUCAAGAUCAACAUCAAUCGCGACGUUUAAAUUAAUCUAGGAUACUUUUUUUUUCUCACUUUAUCAUCGUACCAAGUCAUAUUUCCCUACUCUCUCUGUUAGUUUAUCACAAUCAUCCCUCCCCUUUGUUUGUCACAAUAAAAAUAUCUUUUUUUUGUUCCAAAUAA